Exophiala oligosperma is the source of this 1063-nucleotide messenger RNA. RefSeq lists its product as uncharacterized. Gene Ontology annotation, cellular component: plasma membrane. Bases 65 to 1063 code for a protein of 332 amino acids. NCBI's taxonomy places the organism in Eukaryota, Fungi, Ascomycota, Eurotiomycetes, Chaetothyriales, Herpotrichiellaceae. The transcript has a single exon. The record is from RefSeq and is a predicted model, not a curated record.
UUCUUCUUCGGCGACCAGGGAACCGGGUCGAGAAUCAGCAGCAACACCACACCGCCACCAGACAAUGGCGUCGCUCGCACUCAGCGCCGCUUCUGGCGCCAUCUUCGGAUCUGCAUUGACCGCGUCUGGGGUUUACUCUCCUUCGGUCAUUGUUUCUCAGAUGGGACUUUCGAAUUUCCACAUGCUCAAGUCCUUUCUCGCGGCCAGCGCGUGCAGCGCACUCAUUGUGGUCGGCGCCAAUCGCUCCGGCUAUGCGCGACUAGCACCUCGAACAGACUCGUCGUAUGGUUGGUUCAUGAGAUAUGACGCCAACGUCGUCGGCGGUCUGCUCCAAGGUAUCGGGAUGACCUUGACCGGUGCAUGUCCCGGCACGGUUUUGGUGCAGAUGGCCCUAGGCAUCCAGUCCGCCUGGCGCGUCGCAGUGGGCGGUGUCCUCGGCGGGAUCGUGUUUGCGAAAAUUGGAGAUGCUCUCAACCAGCAACGCCAGCAGACCACUCCGGCAGCAGCGACAGACAAGGGAACGGCGUCACAUACCGUCCAGGAAAAGACGGGCUUUUCUACGACAUCCGUCGUCUUCAUCUACGAAGCUCUGUGUGUCCUGAUGAUAAUAGCGGCGAAUCAUCUUGCGCCGCCUGCACAAAACCACUGGCUGAAUCCGAUCCUGGGUGGGUUUCUCAUCGGUGUCGCUCAAGCCACUUCGGUUCUCUUCACGCGAAAGACUCUCGGUGUGUCGACCGCCUAUCUGGACAUCGGCAGGUACUUUUGGAGCAUCUUGGAAGGCAAGGCGGGCCCGGGCUUAUCCAAUGUCAUCUUCGCCGGUGGUAUCAUGGCAGGGUCCAAGAUCAUUUCUCAGUACGUCCCAAUCAGUGCAGACAGUGGCCCUGGGACGAGUCCAGCUGCGGCCCUAGCCGGCGGCUUUGCCAUGAUAUUUGGUGCCAGGCUGGCCGGGGGUUGUACCAGUGGACACGGCAUCAGUGGAAUGGCGACGAUGAGCUUCAGUAGCUUCAUUACCGUCGCGUCCAUGUUCGGAGGCGGUAUCGCUGCAGCUUUCCUGAUACGAUGA